This is a messenger RNA of Rhododendron vialii, 3209 nucleotides long. RefSeq names its product protein SLOW WALKER 1. The transcript has a single exon. NCBI's taxonomy places the organism in Eukaryota, Viridiplantae, Streptophyta, Magnoliopsida, Ericales, Ericaceae. Gene Ontology annotation, molecular function: protein binding. Bases 246 to 1856 code for a protein of 536 amino acids. The record is from RefSeq and is a predicted model, not a curated record. Gene Ontology annotation, cellular component: nucleolus. Gene Ontology annotation, biological process: positive regulation of transcription by RNA polymerase I; rRNA processing.
GAAAUGUCUAGCAACAUCAGAAUUAGGUUAGAAAUACUACUCCACUCGCAAAUGAACUAGUUUUCACCGUCAGAAGCCCUAAUCACAAUACCCUAAUUGGUGUACUCAGAAAGCUGGGUGGGGGCCGUCAGCGAGACAAGAAGGUGGUUGAAAUCCAAUCACCCUCACCUCCUCCCUCUCCAAACCCCUAAAACCCUAAAACUGUACACCAACUGCAACCAUACCAGCCAUCCAAAUCUCCAUCAAUGGCAAUGGCAGAAGACGACUACCCAAGAACAUCCCAAACGUUCCCAGUCAAACCAAACCUCAAACCGACCUCCCAAACCUCCACAAAAAACCUCACCCCAGAAUCCAAGUACUGGAAAUCCUUCAAACCCCAACCCACUCCCCAAAACCUAAUCUCCUCCAUAACCUCCCUCUCCUUCUCCCCCGCCCUUCCCCACCUCCUCGCCGCCACCCACUCCACCUCCCUCUCCCUCUUCUCCCCGCUCCAAACCCUGGAACAGCCCAAGUCCACCAUCUCCUCCUUCUCCGACACGGCCACCUCUGCCUCCUUCCGCUCCGACGGUCGCCUCGUCGCCGCCGGAUCCCACUCCGGCCUCGUCCAGGUCUUCGACGUCAAGACCCGUACCCCACUCCGCCGCCUCCGCGCCCACUCCCGCCCCGUCCACCUCGUCCGGUACCCACGAUCGGACAAGCUCCACCUCUUCUCGGGCGGCGAUGAUGCCGUCGUCAGGUACUGGGACGUGGCGUCCGAAACCCAUAUAAAUGACCUGUUAGGUCACAAGGAUUAUGUCCGGUGCGGUGAUGGGUCGCCAGUGAAUGAUGAUAUGUUUGUGACGGGGUCUUAUGAUCAUACGGUUAGGCUUUGGGAUGUUAGGGUUUCGGGUGGGAGUUCGGUGAUGGAGGUUAAUCACGGUAAGCCGGUAGAAAGCGUAAUUUUCUUGCCGUCUGGAGGGCUGGUUGCGACCGCAGGUGGGAAUGAGGUGAAGAUUUGGGAUGUGAUUGGAGGUGGGAAGUUGUUGUAUUCAAUGGAGGGGCAUAACAAGACUGUGACUUCGAUCUGUGUUGGGAAAAUUGGGAAGGAAACGGGCGAAGAAGCACAGCAGUAUCGGAUUUUGAGUGUUUCUCUUGAUGGGUAUAUGAAAGUUCUCGAUUAUGCGAAGUUUAAGAUUACUUACUCAAUGCGGUUUCCAUCGCCACUUUUAUCUGUUGCAUUCUCUCCUGAUUGUUCUACGAGAGUUAUCGGUACUUCGAAUGGGAUUAUAUAUGCUGGGAAGAGGAAAAUGAAGGAAAAUGAAGGGUCCGAGAUGGUGAUUUUUGCGGGUUUGGGUCCUAUCAGUGAACCUCCGAAAAGAGUUUUGAGGCCUUCGAAUUUUAGGUACUUUCGUAGAGGCCAAAACGAGAAGCCUUCGGAAGGGGAUUACUUGGUCAAGAGGCCGAAGAAGGUGAAAUUGGCUGAACAUGAUAAGUUGUUGAAGAAGUUUCGGCAUAAGGAAGCUUUGGUGGCUGCAUUGAAUGGGAAGAAUCCGGCGAAUGUGGUGGCCGUUAUGGAAGAAUUGGUGGCGAGGAGGAAGUUGAUGAGGUGCGUUUCAAAUUUGGAGACGGAAGAGCUUGGUUUGCUGUUGUGGUUUUUGCAGAAGUACUCCACCAUGCCGAGGUAUGCAGGGUUGUUGAUGAAGUUGGCCAAGAAGGUGGUUGAAAUGAGGGCUGAAGAUGUUCAAACUGAUGAUGUGUUGAAGGGACAUCUUCGAAACCUGAAGCGAUCGGUUGAAGAGGAGAUACGAAUACAACAGUCGUUGCAGGAGAUACAGGGCAUAAUUUCUCCCUUACUGAGGAUUGCUGGGAGGAGAUGAAUGAGACCCGGGAAAAGUUUUGCUGAUUUGUUUGAGAGUGUACUUCAUUUGUUUUUGUUCAGUUCUGUUCCUUGAAAGAAAUCUGCUAUCAGGGUAAGGCCGGAUAUUGCUCUUAUCUUUGCAUUUUCCAAUUCUUGUUUUAUUGCUUAAAAUCAGAAGACAUCCAUUCCUGGGUGGCAUGUUCUUACGAUCUACUAUUUAUCUAUGCAUCUUUUUUGUGGUAUUGGCACAUUGUUUGUGCGGAAACCUGCGGGAAAAAAAAUGCUUGGUAUAAGCUAGACGCACACUUGCAAGCACAAUCACAAUGGACGUUACAGCUAUAUGCCUCGAGAAGUUAGUCCGAUUAGGCAGUUGAUGUCUCUAUGGAUGGUUCCUUGGAGCCUCUUAUUCCUUCCCAAAUGGAAGAUGAUUCCUCCCAUCUGUCGAGUUGUGAGUCUGCUCCACCAACGCCUGAACAUCAUCAGAUUAGUAAUGUUGAGUCUUUGUCAGUUAGGAUUGGGGACUGUUUGGAGGAGAAUGCUAUGGGACCCAGGAAUUUGCGGGCUAAGAGGAUCACGGCCAUCUGGAGGAACCGCUCAGAGGACUAUAGUCUAUAGCUCUUUGUCUGCUUUGCGACCCAACAAUUGAAAGUGGAAGACCAAAGCCAAACCACAAAGCUAAUUGCGAUAGUGACAAGCUAGACAUCAUAAAAGUUGGCGGCCACGGUGACAAGGCAACGCACCACUCGGAGGAAACGUAAACGGAAAAGAGUUAUUAAAAACACUUGUGACAAUCCUCACACUAACCGUAUCCCAAAACGCCGAACUUUACAUUGAUCUCUCUUGUUUUUUAUCCUUGUUUUGCAAGUUUCGUUGUUCGUGUGAUUGGCCGUGCGGGUGCUCUUGUGUUUUUCUCAUUGAUUUUGUGGGAGUGUUUUGUUUAGUCUUGUUCUGUUGGGCCUUUGCUUUGAUUUGUUGGGUUAUGUUGUGUUUGGUUUCUGUUUGGGGCUGUCUGUAUGAUUUGUAAUCGAUUAAUUGUACUGUUUAUUUGCUUUCUAUAAUAUAUCUGAGAUGAUUUUGUUUGUAAAAAAAAAGAGGAAGUGUUCGAAGGCUACCUUGACAUUGAAGGACGCUGUCAGACCAUUGAAGUGACUUCAGACUUUACAACGCAAAAUGUGGUGAUACCAAAAAAGUAGUGUGGCUCCAAAUUGCUUAUACAGUAAUUAAGAGGUAUAAUUCAACUCAACAUACAAGAAAACACAAAAGCAACUGUACAUGCUGCUCUACGGUUCAGCGCUCUACUUCGAAGUGUACUUGGAUUUCACCAAAACGUACAUGCACCAUUUCUUGACUUCUACGGAGGAAAAAAAAACGA